Messenger RNA from Dreissena polymorpha, 1288 nucleotides. Its product is annotated as cytochrome c1, heme protein, mitochondrial-like. Gene Ontology annotation, biological process: mitochondrial electron transport, ubiquinol to cytochrome c. Gene Ontology annotation, molecular function: electron transfer activity; heme binding. NCBI's taxonomy places the organism in Eukaryota, Metazoa, Mollusca, Bivalvia, Myida, Dreissenidae. The record is from RefSeq and is a predicted model, not a curated record. Bases 47 to 961 code for a protein of 304 amino acids. The transcript has 8 exons.
UGCGUUAUUAUGCUGGUUGUCCGCAAAAUAACACCGUCGAACGAAAAUGGCCGCGAUAGUCGGACGAGCGUCGCGAGAGGCUCUUUUGAAGGUUUCUGGCAACGUCCAACCCCAAAAUGCUCGAAACCUUUCGUUUCAGAACAUGUCAAAGGGAAAGAAAAUGGCCCUGGGAGCCUUAGGUACAAUGACAGCUGGUGGCAUUGGAUUUGCAGUAGCUUUGAACACUGCCGUGCUAGCCAGUGAUUUUGUUGUUCAUCCUCCAAAGUUCCCCUGGUCCUUCAAAGGACUCCUGUCAGCUUAUGAUAGAGAUUCUAUGCGUCGAGGCUUUGAGGUAUAUAAGCAAGUGUGUGCUGCCUGCCACAGCCUGGAGUACAUUCGAUACAGAGAGCUGGUUGGAGUAAUCUUUUCCAAGGAUGAGGCCAAAGCUCAGGCUGCAGAGGCUACAUAUGUUGACGGGCCCAAUGAUAAGGGUGAGAUGUUUGAACGGCCCGGCAAGCUUACUGACGUCAUGCCCAAGCCCUACCCCAACCCAGAAGCUGCCAAGGCUGCAAACAACGGGGCUCUUCCUCCUGACCUGACCUUCAUCACCCGGGCCAGGCAUGGUGGGCCUGACUACAUCUACGCCUUGCUGACUGGCUACAAAGAAGCCCCAGCAGGUGUUAACCUAGGGGAAGGCCAACACUACAACCCCUACUUCCCCGGUGGUGCCAUCUCUAUGGCACAGGCCUUGUACAAUGAAAUCAUCGAGUACCAAGAUGGUACCCCAGCGACCCAGAGCCAGCUGGCCAAGGACGUAGUUACCUUCCUGGCAUGGUGUGCUGAACCUGAAGGGGACACCAGGAAAAGAUACUUUAUUAAGAGUAUGGUUUUUAUGGGCGUAUUCAUGGGAACUCUAUACUACUUCACACGCGGAAAGUUUGCCUACCUGAAAUCUAAGAAGUUUGCUGCUAAACUUAAAUAACUCUCAGGAAUAGAAAUGCACCAGUUUUAAUUAAGAGGAAAAUAACAUGUGUUUGAGUGUGUAUAAAAGUGUUGCUGUUAGAAAGUUAAUUGAUUUUCACGAAUAAUCUAUGUGGAUUGAAAACAAAACAUAGAUGUAUUUUGCAUGGACUUGAACAGACUUUAGUGAAGUUACUAGCUUGUUGUCUAUAGAAUACAGAAAUCUUACCAAACUGCUUUGUUAAUGUAAGCAGAGAUUUACAGUAAUGGCGGAAAAUAGAAUUUCAUUAUUUAUAUUGACAGUUACAAGUUUCAAAAUGUAAAUGUGAUAAUAAAUGUUUUAAAGAUG